Molecule: messenger RNA, 2198 nt
Organism: Drosophila virilis
Lineage: Eukaryota; Metazoa; Arthropoda; Insecta; Diptera; Drosophilidae
Source: RefSeq, a predicted model, not a curated record
UACAAAAAGUUUUAAGGCGAAUACAUCAAAAUUUUUAAUGGCAGUAAAGGCUUUUAGCAUGUUUUAAUAGAUCUUACGUAUUGACAUUUUAUUAUAAAAUCAAGGUUAAUAUAAAUAUGCAAAGACAAGACACACUAAAUAGGAACAGGGACCAGCCAACUACCUAUGGGGUCCUACGAUUGCAAAACUGCAAGGACUAUGCAUUUCGGAAGGGUGAAAUCUACCCAAGCAUUAAUCCUCCAGUAGCUUCAUGUGGAAAUAACGCUACAAAUAGGUGGUUGUCUAAGUUUGUUAAUGAAACUGGUUGUGGAACCCUUGAUCCGAAAAUUUUAACAAACCUCAACAAAAAUGCAUAUGGCAAGCAAGAUGUUACUAAGUCCACUCAAGAAAGUAUUGAUGGUCCCCGCACAGCACGCAGAUACCUUAACCACCCAGUAGAACUCUCCCAAAGGAAGCUAGACUAUAGCCAGCUCACUCCCUAUGAUUUAAUGCGGAUGCUAAACUGCAAGAUGGCAAAAGUUCAGGAAUGGGAGACUUAUCCCAGCAUCAGGCCUCCAAUAUCCCGCUGUAGUGCUGCACUGACUGCUCAGUGGAUGGCCGAUUCUAUGAGAGAUAGUGACUGUGGACGCCCAUUUGACAUGGAACACGAUGAUAUUGUGGAGGUCUGGAAGCAAAGCCCAAAUAAGGACACACUGGGUUAUUACGGAGUAGGCUCAGAUAUUCACAAGCCGGAGGCAGUUGUGUUUAACCAGCUCAUUUCGGAAUGCCUUAAAAGGGUUAUGCCGGAAGCUACCAAGGAUAAAAAAGCAACAACCAUUCCACCUGAUGAUGAAAAUGUGAAGAAACCCUCUAAAAAAGAUGUUCUUAAUCGUUUAUUGCUAAAGUCAAAAAUUGAUAGAAUGCCUACUGUACAGGAAGCGCUAGAUGCGAGCAAGGCACUUACCUGGCUGCAUUGUCCCCACUUACUGGGAGAAAAGUACCCAUUCCUUAAAGGGGAGCCACACGUCAGACCUCAAGCCGCUUUCGGAAUAAAAAAGUUGGUUCCGAAACCUAAGCAUGGACUCAGGCGAAAGCACCUGCUCUGCAAAUUGCCAUGUGUCCUUCCCGAUAAUGCAUGCACGGAAUACGAAUACAGAAAAGAUCCCAAGUCUUAUAAAGAGUUUUGCCGGAAGGAGAUGGAAAGGUUGAAGGCUGAAUGCGAGGAAGAAUUCGUAGAGCCGAGGAAUUACUCGGAGUUGUAUCCACAUUUAGUAACAUGCUUUGAAAAAAGUCCACAUACCAAAGCGCGCAAGCCUAAAACACGAAGCUCGAAGUCGGAGGGCCAGUUCUCGUCUGAAGAUAUGGAUGGAUUAGAUGGUGAAGGUGUUGAUGGUGAAGGUGUUGAUGGUGAAGGUGCUGGUGGCAAAGGUGCUGGUGGUAAAGGUGCUAGUGGUAAAGGUGCUGGUGGUGAAGGUGCUGGUGGUGAUGCUGCCCAACGCAAAAAACGCGAUGGUAGCACGGAUAAGGAUAAGAAAUCCAAAUCCGAUAAGGGAAAAAAACAUUUUGAGAAAUCAAGAAAUAAGGCAAAACCCGAAAAAAGCCUAUCGAAAGAUAUACUCAACGUUCAAGAUAAGCCCAGUAAGAUAUCCAUAACAAACGAAAAGCCACUUAAUAAAGAUGAUAAAAACACACGCAGAAAGCAACAAAAACCAAAAAGGAAAAGCAAAGUCCUUAAAACUGAGACGAACGAGAAGUGCCCCUGUGAGUUGUGCCAUUUCAUGAAACGUCUACAACGCGUGCCGGACUCUCCGCUCAUUCAACAAAUGAAAAAAGAACAGAAGCGGCGGGAGCUACUCGAUUACUAUAAGGGCAUGUGCAUUCGAGAUCGAAUGAAAUUUUUUAGUCCCAAGUAUCCAGCUCCGCAGCACAAGUGCGAUGCCAUUCAGUGCGACGACAGCUUCUGCAGCAACCAAAAAUUUGGCGAAUAUUGCGAUUGCCUGAAUGCUAUGCAACAUCUGCAAAAAUUACUUGACCCCAAGAAUUGCAUGGUGCGCAAUCUGCUCAUAAGUCUCAAGAAUCGCAUUUGCCAGCGCAUCUGUGGGUGUCUGUAGCUGCAAAUCCACCAGCGAACUGGCCAAACCGGAUAUGUUGAGAGCUGGCGCAUUGCAUAUGAUUUUAAUGUUUUUGUUCAUAAUAGUAAAUGUAGUUAUUAAUCUUUA